Molecule: messenger RNA, 797 nt
Organism: Ceratotherium simum simum (southern white rhinoceros)
Lineage: Eukaryota; Metazoa; Chordata; Mammalia; Perissodactyla; Rhinocerotidae
Source: RefSeq, a predicted model, not a curated record
UUUUUAUUGAAGGUCGGCGUUCGAGGAAAAGACAUUGUUGUUCUUGGUGUGGAGAAGAAGUCAGUGGCCAAACUGCAGGAUGAAAGAACCGUGCGGAAGAUCUGCGCUCUGGACGACAACGUCUGCAUGGCAUUCGCGGGCCUCACCGCUGAUGCACGGAUAGUCAUCAACAGGGCCCGGGUGGAGUGCCAGAGCCAUCGGCUGACCGUGGAGGACCCGGUCACUGUGGAGUACAUCACUCGCUACAUCGCCAGUCUGAAGCAGCGCUACACGCAGAGCAAUGGGCGCAGGCCGUUUGGCAUCUCUGCCCUCAUUGUGGGUUUUGACUUUGAUGGCACCCCCAGACUCUAUCAGACUGACCCCUCAGGCACAUACCAUGCCUGGAAGGCCAAUGCCAUAGGGCGGGGUGCCAAGUCAGUGCGUGAAUUUCUAGAGAAGAAUUAUACUGACGAAGCCAUCGAAACAGACGAUCUGACCAUUAAGCUGGUUAUCAAGGCCCUCCUGGAAGUGGUUCAGUCAGGCGGCAAAAACAUUGAACUUGCUGUCAUGAGGCGAGAUCAGCCCCUCAAGAUUUUAAAUCCUGAAGAAAUUGAGAAAUACGUUGCUGAAAUUGAAAAAGAAAAAGAAGAAAACGAAAAAAAGAAACAAAAGAAAGCAUCAUGAUGAAUGAAAUCUUACUUGUAUUGGUUUUUAAUUCAAAUCAUGGAUGAUUUUCAGAAUGACAUGUAGGCAUUUCCAUUCCAUUUAUCCAUACUGUCCAAGUGUCCUACAGUAAACUUCCAUAUUUUUUAACCUUU